Rhincodon typus (whale shark) is the source of this 7825-nucleotide messenger RNA. It is a transcript of the gene tjap1, whose product is annotated as tight junction associated protein 1 (peripheral). The transcript is spliced from 11 exons. The record is from RefSeq and is a predicted model, not a curated record. Gene Ontology annotation, biological process: Golgi organization. NCBI's taxonomy places the organism in Eukaryota, Metazoa, Chordata, Chondrichthyes, Orectolobiformes, Rhincodontidae. Bases 1 to 2517 code for a protein of 838 amino acids. Gene Ontology annotation, cellular component: trans-Golgi network.
AUGCAGACAGAGGAAGGUGAUGGACAUGGACUGUUUGGACCUCUGCUUAUGAAAGGAGCAGAAACCCUGUGGGGAAUGGUUUUAUCAACAUAUUGUGAAUGGGAGAACUGGAAAAUCUGGGUCCAGGAGUAUUCAUACCCACCUGACAGUGAGCCAGACUAUACAUCAAUCCUUGUGCCAAAUGUUGACAAUGUCAGGACCAACUUUCUGCUGAACAUCAUAGCUAAACAAAACAGGGCGGUUCUUCUGACUGGAGAACAGGGAACAGCAAAAACAGUCAUGAUUAAAGGCUAUCUGAAGAGAUAUGAUCCAGAAGUACACUUGUCCAAGAGUUUGAAUUUCUCUUCUGCCACAGAACCCUAUAUGUUCCAGCGAACAGUUGAAAGUUAUGUGGAAAAACGUGUGGGGAGCACAUAUGGACCUCCAAGUGGACGGAAAAUGACAAUAUUUGUUGAUGAUAUCAACAUGCCUGUUAUUAAUGAGUGGGGAGAUCAGAUCACGAAUGAAAUAGUGCGUCAGAUGAUAGAGAUGCAUGGAAUGUACAACUUGGAUAAACCAGGAGACUUUACGAAAAUUGUUGAUGUGCAACUAAUGGCUGCAAUGAUCCACCCAGGAGGGGGACGCAAUGAUAUUCCACAACGUGAGGAUGAGGAGUUGGGGGCCAGGGAAUUGGAAGUCUUGGAGGAGGUCGAGGACGUGGAUGGUGUCCCGGAUGAAGGUGGGGAGCUCCUGGACCGGGGCGAAAAGAUAGUCAAGUUUAAAAAUAGACAAUUGCAGCAGCAGAAUCAGGAUCUGCGUGAAAAGCUGACUCUCAGCACAAACAAGUUGGAGGUUAUGGAAAGAGAUUUUGAAUCCAGCCGCCAGUACCUUGAAGCAGAGCUGAGCUAUGCCAGAGAAGAAAUGGACAAACUGAAGGACAAAUUCCGCAGAUUGCAGAAUAGUUACACUGCAUCACAACGAACUAACCAGGAGCUGGAGGACAAGUUGCAUGCCCUGGUGAAAAAGGCUGAGCUGGAGAGGAAGACCCUUGACUGGGAGAUUGUGGAGCUGACCAACAAGCUGCUGGAUUCAAAAACUGCCAUCAACAAGUUGGAGGAGUUAAAUGAGCGUUACCGCCAGGAUUGUAACCUUGCUGUUCAGUUGCUAAAGUGCAACAAAUCUCAUUUCAGGAACCACAAGUUUGCAGAUCUUCCCUUUGUACUCCAGGAGAUGGUCAACAAGCAUCUGGAGUCCAGUGAAGAGGUUGAGGAGGGACAUGAGCGAAGCUCAGCUCUUGGUUCAUCUGAUGUGGUACCUACUUCUGUCAUUGCCAGAGUUUUAGAGAAACCAGAGCCACUGGUUCUGAACUCUGCCAAGUCCAGCAGUGGCAAUCAGCCAUUGGCAGAAGAUGUCUUUGUUCAUGUGGAUAUGAGCAGUGACACUAAUGGUAUGAAGAAUUCAGGGAAAGAGGGAGAUGGGGUGAAAGCUGAAGGAGUAAAGCCUCAGAAUGGUGUGUGCAAGAGGCUGGUUAGCACAGACAGUCCACCAGAUGAAACGACUACCUUUGAGAAACUUCACCCAUAUCCUACUCCGCCUCAGAAUCUUUUCCCUGGACGUAAAGCUGUAAUUGAAUUCUCUUCUGAUGAUAAGGUUAAAAUACCAAAGGAUAGUCCCUUACCAAACUGUACAUAUGCUACCAGGCAGGCCAUAUCACUCAGUCUGGUCCAGGGAGAGGAGGAUGGUCUGGAACGCCAGAGGAAUCUACCUAGCAGCCCAUUAUCAGAGGGAAGGAGGUCAGGACAGAUAAAUAGUGGGCAGUAUCAAUGUCCAAGUUCAGGCACACCCAGAGGCCCUGAAAGUGAGCUUAGAUCUACCCAGUCCAGUCCUUUCAAUAGCCCACCUCAAGUUUCAAGUUCAUUUGCCAGCUCAGCAAGUUCUGAAGAGGAUCUGCUUGCAAACUGGCAGAGGAUGUUUGUCGAAAAGGUAGCCCCUGCUUCUGAAAGGGUGAUUGCCCAUCGAACAUCUUUCAGCAGUGAAAUGAUCCAAGAGUUUCAGAAUAGCCUGGGCAACAAGAUUGACUUAGCAGAGAGGCGCCUGGCUUAUUCAGACGGGGAGGAAUCUGGUCACAGCCACAGCUGGACAGUAAGUCAAGAUUCCAGCUUAGACACAGACAGCAUAGAUUCCAAAGUGCGGAAAGGCAAAUUCCUUCUGGAUUAUGGCAGCGAAUUCUCUCAUGAGGAAGAGGAGAAACUACUGCAUGCUGUAGGUAGCAGUCGACUGACUCGCCAAGCCAGUCCUUUACACAAACAGGUUGAAUAUGGGGAUACUGUCUCUGCAAGUGGCUCAAUGGAAGAGAGAGAGAUGCUGCUUCAUGGCAACCAGUCCACCGUGCUGGAUGAACUGGAAGAGACUGGAAAUAAGCCAUCAGUGACAUCAGCAGGACGACAACAGAGGAGCCCCAAAAGGAUGGGUGUCCACCACUUAUUGCGAAAGGAUAGUUUAACAAGGGCACAGGAGCAGGGCACCCUGCUUGACUAAAUUCAUUCAGAUUAGCAAAUACAAAAUCUAUGCUGCUGCAGUGUCAAACUGAGAGUCACAGCAGUUCCAAAUUGUUGAGUGAAAAUUCACAAAGUAUUCCUGAGAAACUUGCAUAAAGGUGAACAAAAAUAUAGAAAUCAGCUACUACUUUUUAGCAGAACCCGGGUUCAAAGGCAAUACUUCAGUGUUUUCUAAGAAAACCGUUUUGUAAUUAAUUAAAUCAUUGCCAAAAGAAAUCCAAAUUUCUGAGCAGAACUCCUGCCAGACAAUGGUCGUUGAAUUUUCAGCAUGUGGUGUUUUUAGUUUGGUUUCUGUCUGUGUGUGUGUGUGUGUGUGUGUGUGUGUGUGUUUGUGUGUGUGUGUGUGUCUGUCUGUCUGUGUUGGUGUCUGACUGUGUGCGCGAAUGUCAGUGUGUGCGCACGCGUGCCAGUGUGUGUUUUUGUGUGUGUGUUUCUGUCUGUCUGUGUGUCAGGCAGUACAGGGGAAUGUUUCCUAUCUCUCUUGCAUGUUGUGAGAGAUGUUUGAGUAAUUGGAUCUUCCACAAGAAUUGUUUUGUCAGUGAUGGACUGUCAGUGCAAGCUGAUGGCUGUCUGUCAGCUUUCGGAGUUUGGCUAUCACUGGCAUUACCAUUGAGCAACAAGAGCAAACUUCCUGGUUCUCCUCAGAUACAUUUAGGUGUUUCAGUCUUCACUGUAAAGGAGAAAGGAUAGAAAGGUCAGCUGUUGCAGUGUACCUAUACCAGUUCUCAAUCUGUGAAUCAGCAGAAUAUAUUGGACAUUGACUGUGUGGUGUUUCAUCUGAUGCUAAUUACCAAAGCUCAUAGAUCAGCAGGAGUACACUCACACGUGAUGACUUUUCAGUGAUUUACACUUCUUUUCUAGGAUGGUAUGGGGUACCAUUGCAUUUUUAUUUUCUUCCAUAUAAUCUACGUCAGUUUUUGUGAAGAUGAAAUACCUGAUGAAGGGAAUCUGGAUGAAAGCUAGUGCUAGUUUCGUUAACAGAUGAUAACUCCUGAGAUUGAUCUGAUGUGUCAUUUCUGACAUGUUUUUAAAAUCCGGCUACUUUGGGAGAUUCUCCAGUUUAUUGCUGGCUUCCAUGUGAUCAGUACAUGACACAACCAGAAAUAAUUUUAUUUGAAUUUAAUAAAUCUGGAGAUUACAGCUCCAAACGUUUGAGCAGUCUUAUACUGACCAGUUAAGCACAAUGAAUUGAUAUUGAGGUAGUCUCUUGUUUAAAGCAGAAAUGAACUUCAUCCUGAGUCUUGGUGGACAGUGUUAGACAGUGAACAAAUGCUGCCCACCCCAGCACUGACUCUCACCAAGUUAGUGCCUUCGAAACCUCACGGUGUGCAAUUACAUUGGCAAAGAUUCACAGUGCCAGCAGCCAGCAUCACCUACCAUCUCUUGUGGGAUGUGGCAACACACCCGCCCCCCCCACCCAUUCCUGGGUCAGGCAGAAUUUAGCAACUCCCUCACUGGGGUCCUGGACCCUCGCAUUCUGAGAUUAGUGACUCCCUCCCCGGAUCUCUCCCCCUGCCAUGACACUAAUGACUCCCUCCCAUGGAGCUCCACAAGUAACUGCUUAAUUCCGUUGGGAGUUUCUUUUGAGGUGUGUUAGAUAAGAUUAUCUUGUGUUUUUCGGAAGGCAUUUCCCCAUUAAAUUUGUGAAGCUACUUCUUGAACUGGCGUGGUGUCCUCACCCUUCCAAGUAGAGAUUUAAGUUUUACCUCAUCAGUUAUAUUGUUAUUUUUAGUUUUUGUUCCUUUAAUGCAUUGUGAAAUUCUCCUGUAGAAGAUUGCAAAUUUAAAAGAGCAUUAGGUUUUGUAAAUGUAUAUAAAGUUUCUGAUUUGAUUUACAUUGUAAUAUCAAAGGUGCAAAUUGAACUGGAAAACAGCAAAUGCUGGAAUUACUUUGGAUUUCUGAUGAAAGAUCAUCACCAACCUGAGAUAUUAACUCUAAUUCUCUUGACAAAUGUUCCUGCAGCAUAUUUAAGGCUCUUUCUGUAUUGUGUUCUGUAUCCAGCAUCUGCACUUUUUUGCUGAAUAAAUUGGUGUCCUCCCACUGUAUGUUUUGACUUGAGGACCAAACACCACGCGAUAGGUACGGUAUUCGGAGGCCAGGGCAGGUAGAGUAUCUCCAUCAGUCAUCAACUUUAUCAAACCCUGAGCCAUGCUGUGCUGAUCACUUUAACCUACUUGUGUUAUCAUUGUGAACAUGUUCACUUGGAGAAUUUGGGAAUUUUCGCUAUCCAUUUUUAACCCUAUUCAUGUGUAGGGUUGGUUUUGUUGGUAUUCUGUGUUGACUGAUUGAAACGUGGACCUUGUUUAUAAAGAGCUAGUGUAGACAAAAUGGGCUGAAUGGCCUUUUCUGUCCUGCAAAGUUCCAAAAUGACUGAACACAGCUCAGAGAUCACAAAAGGAAACAGAUGGAGUUGUUUCAAGAUCCACAGUAAUACUGAAUCUGAACAAUGUAAUGGUGCUCAGUAUCAGGAGGAACCCAAAUGCAACACUAAUUAGCAGUUGUCAGCGAAUCAACACUAAUGAUAGGCAAUUUAGAAAUUAAUGUGAACUUCAGUUUAUUAGAGGAAUAUAGACAAGUUUGUAACAUGUUAACGAGUAUGGUCAAAUAUUUUAAUAGCACAAUUUGUGUAAUUUCUACUGCUUAUUCGCUCAACUUUUGCUCAGUCCUUAGUUCUUGCCCCCUCUCUUCCCUUUUUCUUCCAAACCACAAGAGCUUCUUGUCUCAGUUUCACUGGCUCCUCCCUUCUGCAGCACCAACUCUAACCCCCACUGGCUCUGCAUCUGCAACCUGGCACUAAUCAAGGCAAGCUGCUGGAAUGGGGAGCCAUACGUUCACCAAUCUGUAUUUCAGAUUUGAUUAUCUGAGUGGUGAGACCAGUUAGCCCGAUCACCUCAAUGUACUUGAGGACUAUUUUUAUUUUCUGUUCAGUGAUCCCUGUCUCACCAGAGCUUUUGUGGCCAAUUUUGAAAGUGCUACUUAAAAACUCCAUCUGAUGCCUGUCAAAAAACAGCCAAUCUGCCUUGAAGCAAAGCAGUUAAUAUUGUCGCAAAUUGCUGGAAAAGCUCAACAAGUCUGGCAGCCUCAUUGCGGAGAAAAGUCCAUGCUGCCAGACCUGCUGAGUUUUUCCUGCAGUUUCUGAUUUGCAGCAUCCGCAGUUCUUUCAGUUUUUAUGCCGUUUAUUUUGUCAUUAUCAAAGCUAUAGCCACUGCCUGCCCUCCAGCUAGUUUUUCUCAGUAUUUUAAAACAGUCAGUUUGAUGUCAUCAAAGUUGAUGAAAAUGUUGUCACCAGUGUAUAGAUCUGGCAGACACCUGUCACAUACAAUUAGUGUGUAUUAAAGCUACAAAAAGUUUCCCAACACCUAAUGAGCAGCAAUGUCUUUUCUGGCCGUAGAGCAGAAGAAAUCUUCUGGCUGGGGCUUGUUUCCUGGUUACAGCUGAAAUUCUCUCUUUCCUGUAUAGCUGAAUUCUCUUCUCCAGACCUCUCAUGUUUAUGGAAUACUUUAAUGACUCUUGAAGCCCUUGUGUGCCCCUGAUCCGUCACAUCUUUGACUGCUUGGGUGGAACACAGGACAGAACUGAGCACCUAGAUUCAUGACCACCAUCUGCUCAGUGCUGUCUGCAAUGUCUGAAUGUCCUUUUCAGGACAUAUUGAGGUAAUUGGAUGUUGGCUCACAAGGGACUCAGAUUAAAGAUAUGGUCCCAAUUAUACUGAGGCUUUUUGUGGCUAAUUGUUCAGUUGUACCAUGUUUGAAGUUUCAACUUUACUCUGAAGUGUCUGUCAAUUACAUGCACUCUGGUAGCAUGCUCUGCGGUUUGCCUGCUGUGUAUGCCUCCUCAUUCUGUCUCAUGAAGCUAUCUGUACAAGUUUCCACUUACUGGCUGACCCUAUGUGAAAACAUUGGGGUGACUGGAAAUGGCAAGCCUCCUUCAGAAAUGGGAGACAGUUUCAAAUAAGGAGCUGAAUAAUUGCCAGGAAUUUGCUGUCAGUUAACUCCAUGACUGAAAUGCAAAUCACCAGCUGUUCUAUCAGGAAAUUGCAUGGCAAUCUAUGCUGGGAAUUGUAAGGUUAGUCAAAAUGGCUUAAUAACAAUACAGAAUAUAACAAAUUCACUAGUUUACCACAAGAAGAUCCUGGCAACAGGUUGUGCUUUUCUUAUGGGCCAUGUCUCAACAGUUUGCGUUUAAUUAUUUGUUAUAAAGUAGCUUUUGAUGUGUUGUAAUUGUGGGACAAACCCAUAAACUGUUUUUUCAUGUAAAAGUAUUGAGUUUCAGUGUUAAUUUGCUGUUGUCAUAAUUUGUUUUUAAUGCUUGUUCAUAAUCUUGCUGAGUAGUUUAGCAUUCUGUUCCAUAAUUUAACUAAUGUAUAUUUCUGGAUUUAACCUGAGAUUACUGUGUGGACAAAGUUUGUAUUGAAUCCAGAAUAUGGGCUGUUGUAUAUUUGUCCAUCAUUUGUAGUGGAGUGAAAAUAUUUGUACAAAACUGUUUGUAAAGAACUAAAUGGGACUUGAUGGCUCAGAGAUUAAAUAUUGCUCCAACAGCUGAGUCAGCCACGUGCAGGAGCUUGGAGUGAGACAGAUUUAUCCUGCAGUUUGCUCAUUGAUCAACAGGCUGAUUCCCAAGUAUUUGGGCUGUAACACUGUGUUUAGCUAUCUAGGAAGCAAAACACUUCUUUCAAGGUCUCUUCAGCUUUUCCAGGUCUACUUUUUCAUGCACAAUUGACAAAGCUUUAAAAAUGAAAUUGACCAAGUGACUACUUAAUGCAAAUACUUUGUGUCUCAAAUUCUACAUACAAUACAGUGUAUUCAUGUUUCCCUCAGAAAGUUGGAAGGCUCAUUUCCUUCAUGUUGACCGAGAAUGGUUCUCUCCAAAUUAUUUUGAAGUGUAAUGGUUCAUUAACUUCAAAAUAGUGUUGAUAUAUUUCAUCGUAUCUGUAAUUGAGGGGACAGAUGAUCUGUUUGGACAUCUACCUUCCUGGUUGAAGGUGGUUUUGUGGAGUUGAGAACCGAACAGGACUUUGUUUUUCAGUAUUACUGAAAAUGUGAACCAAGUGUUAUGAUUAACAGUUGUUUAUAUGUGUACCAUUCUCAGUUAUAUGGAGAAUGAAAUGAACAAUUGUAGUACUUCCGAAACAUUUCUCAGCCGCUGUUUAAGGACAAUCUGAGUUGCCGAAUUUCAUAGUGAUUCAUCUCUCUGUACAAGACUGUUAAACUUUUACUAAUUUUAUUUUCUCGAUUUGUAAGACUGAACGGAUGUAUAUUUUAAACAAAAUAAAGUAUUUUAAAGUUAAA